CUUGCAUCGCCACUUUAGUGGCUUUAUAUACAAAAGGUAGUUGUUUGAACCCAAUUGCGUGCGAUUGUAUACAUAGCUGCCCGAAUAAUCAUAAAAGAUGUCCUCCGUUAGGACGGCAGCCAUCCUCUCACGGAGCGCAUGCUCCUCUGCGCCCAUUCGCACCACAGCUCUGCUGCUUCGCCAGCGCCAUCAGAUUCGAUGGGCAAGCUCUGCUCCAUCCAAAACGCUUCAUAUCAACGGCCGCGAUGUAUCUGUGCCCACAGGUCUCUUUAUAAACAACGAGUUCCGCAAGUCCAUUGGCGGAAACACGUUCGCCGUCGAGAACCCCACCAACGGCAAACUGAUUCUCGAUAUCGAAGAAGGACGAGAGGAAGACGUUAAUGAAGCUGUCUCUGUUGCUCGUAAGACGUUUGAAGACAGCGAAUGGAGCUCAAUGAACCCCGCCUCCAGAGGCAAGAUACUCAACAAGCUGGCUGACUUGAUGGAGCGGGACAGCGAGGACCUGAUUCAUCUGGAAAUGCUAGACACUGGCAAGACAAGACGCCAGGCUGAGAACCUCGAUUUUCCUGCCUCUGUUGGAACAUUAAGAUACUAUGCUGGAUGGGCAGACAAGAUCCAAGGCUUGACAUCGUUUAACAUUCCCGGCACUUUUGCCUAUACACGCCGUGAGCCCAUUGGUGUCUGUGGCCAAAUUAUUCCCUGGAACUUUCCUCUUCUCAUGUUUACUUGGAAAAUCAGCCCUGCCUUUGCCACUGGCAACACUGUCGUCAUCAAGGCCGCUGAGGCAACGCCAUUGUCUGCACUCAAGAUGUGCGAGCUGAUCAAGGAAGCUGGCUUCCCUGCAGGCACAAUCAACCUAAUCAAUGGCUACGGAAAGCAUGCGGGAAAUGCCCUCGCUCAUCACAUGGAUGUCGACAAGGUUGCCUUUACUGGAUCGACCGCCACCGGCCGCAACAUUCUCAAGGCGUCUGCUGAGUCCAACUUGAAGAAAGUGACACUUGAGCUCGGCGGCAAAGGACCCAACAUCAUCUUCCCCGAUGCCGAUAUUGCCAAGGCCGUCGACUGGUCCGCCUGGGGUAUCAACAUGAACUUUGGCCAGACCUGCCAUGCUGGUACUCGCAUCUAUGCCCACGAAGAUGUCUAUGAUCAGUUUGUCGAGGGAUACACGGCGCGCAUGUCGGGCCUCAAGGUUGGCGACAACUUUGACCCUAGCGUUGACCAGGGACCUCAGAACAGCAAGAUGCAGUACAAGAAGAUCCUCGGCUACAUCGAGUCUGGCAAGCAGGAGGGUGCUACGGUGCAUCUUGGAGGCGCCGCUGAUGCUGCUGCCAACGGCGGGGGCUAUUACAUCCAGCCUACCAUCUUUACCAACGUGACUCCCGAGAUGAAGAUUGUCAAGGAAGAAAUCUUUGGUCCCGUCGUUACAAUCACCAAGUUCAAGACUGAGGAGGAAGUCAUUGCCCUUGCCAACGACACCUCCUAUGGUCUGGCUGCUGGCAUCCAUACCAACGAUAACCAGCGUGCGAUCCGCGUCACCAAUGCCCUCAAAGCAGGCACCGCCUGGGUCAACAUGUACAACUUUGUCCACUGGAGCAUUCCAUUCGGCGGCUACAAGCAGAGCGGCCUGGGCCGAGAGUGCGGCGAGGCCGUCUUGGAGAACUACACGGAAACCAAGGCUGUAUACAUGAACAUGGGCUUAAACGCGCCUAAAUAAACCGAAGACUAAUAGUUUUGUUGAAUUUUAAUUCAAGAAAUGUAAAUCAUGUAUU
Molecule: messenger RNA, 1769 nt
Organism: [Torrubiella] hemipterigena
Lineage: Eukaryota; Fungi; Ascomycota; Sordariomycetes; Hypocreales; Clavicipitaceae
Source: the annotation of a GenBank genome assembly